AUGAAAAAGCCGAUCCGAAAAGUGGGACUGUUAGAAAUGAAGAGGAGGAAUGACAAUGAGCCGAGGAAAUUCGAAAAGGAACAGCAGCAGAGCUAUACGGUUGUAACAUCCAAAUGCUACCAAAAGACCUUAAGAUCCACCAGCGGAAAUAAACGCCACUCAGUGAUGGAUAAGACUGCUAAGUCAGACGCUAAUAUACGCCAAGCACGGGAACAUCUAAAGCGUAUCGAUGUUAGCAAAUCGAUAGGGAAGCAAGAAGCACAAGCAGCAUUCGUCCACCAGGUCCCCGAGCAGCAGUCCUCAGCAACGAAUCCAGCACCUCGAAGCAAGGUGUGCUCGGAACAAGCCUCAGCUCUUACUCUUUCUUCAGCCACGGUGAAGACGAAUAAGCUUAGUGGAUCAAAAUUGGAAAAGAAGAGUGGGUCCAAAGAACGGGUGGCCCGACUUAAUGGGGACGCAUCUGGAAAUGAAUGUCAUACUGACGAAGCAUUUACGAAACAAGUGAGCGAUACUAUGGAUCUGAAACUAAUUAAUGAAUAUAGACGCACCCAACGCAUUCCUAAACCACAGGCAAAAAUUCCUGCAUGGAAUAUUGAUGAUGAACCAAAACAGACAGCUGCUGGGGGAAAACAGAAGAUACCGAGGUUGCGUGACGAAGAAACCGUUAGUGCAUCACUACCAGCACCACGUUUUAUACGUUGUCGUACGCCAGUACCGCGCGUUGUCACCGCCACCACGCCGUCCACAUUUUGCGGUGAUACCGCGCACUUGCGUCACGUUACUCCGCACCUACAAAUGUCUUCAAAAAGUGUUGCCACAACAUAUCGUAAAGCAGUAACCUUUACGCAAAGUUCACAGCAGCAGCAGCAGCAGCAACAGCAGCAGUGGCAGCAGUCACCUACUAGCUGCUUCGGUGUUGCGCUGAAACGCAUCGAUCGCUUCGGCACAUUGCACAGAAACAAUCCGCGUGGCGCUAUAACACAAAUAGCACCCAAGAAACCAUGGGUACCAAAAUGGCGUCGCAUACAACGUUCGGAGGAAGAAGAAGAGGAAGCGGAAGAAGUACCAACUGUCGAAACUUCUGGUUAUAGGCGAGUACCCUCACGGCGACCGUCGCAGAUUGUUGUCAUUGAAAAAGAUGAAAAAGAUAUGACUGAAGCCGAAAAAGCAAUGCUGGGUGCAAAAAGACGCCAAGAGGAGGAAGAAGCUGUGAAACUUCAAGAGUAUGAAGAGCGACGUCGGGUUGAACGCGAGCGAGAAGAAGAGGAGUUGAGGAAACUUAAGGAAAAAAAAGAGCGAAGAAAACUGGAACGAGAGGAGGAAGAGCGUCAGUUCCAGGAAAAACUGAGACAAGAAGAAGAAAGAAGAAAGCAGGAAGAGGAGGAGCGUAAAGCGAAGCAGGAAGCCGAGAAACGCAAAAAAGAGGAAGAAAAACGAAAACGCCAACAGAUGUUGUCAUCGCAGUUUGCAAAUGCAGCCACGGGACAAACAGGAAGGAACUUUGUCAUUCCACAAAAGACAGACAGGGCUGAUAAAUUUGGCAAUAUUGUUCAGGUAAAUCCAUGGAAAAUUCACAACUAA
Molecule: messenger RNA, 1581 nt
Organism: Gongylonema pulchrum
Lineage: Eukaryota; Metazoa; Nematoda; Chromadorea; Rhabditida; Gongylonematidae
Source: the annotation of a GenBank genome assembly